This is a messenger RNA of Capra hircus (goat), 3853 nucleotides long. RefSeq names its product leukemia inhibitory factor (gene LIF). The transcript has 3 exons. Lineage: Eukaryota; Metazoa; Chordata; Mammalia; Artiodactyla; Bovidae. Gene Ontology annotation, molecular function: cytokine activity; leukemia inhibitory factor receptor binding. Bases 150 to 758 code for a protein of 202 amino acids. Gene Ontology annotation, biological process: immune response. The record is from RefSeq and is a predicted model, not a curated record. Gene Ontology annotation, cellular component: extracellular region.
GGAUCCCUGCUAAAUAUAGCUGUUUCUCUCUCUGUCUUACAACACAGGCUCCAGUAUAUAAAUCAGGCAAAUUCCCCAUUUGAGCAUGAACCUCUGAAAACUGCCGGCAUCUAAGGUCUCCUUCAAGGCCCUCUGGAGUGCAGCCCAUAAUGAAGGUCUUGGCGGCAGGAGUCGUGCCCCUGCUGCUGGUUCUGCACUGGAAACACGGGGCUGGGAGCCCCCUUCCCAUCACCCCGGUCAAUGCCACCUGCGCCACCCGCCAUCCCUGUCCCAGCAACCUCAUGAACCAGAUCAGAAACCAGCUGGGACAACUCAACAGCAGUGCCAACAGCCUCUUUAUCCUCUAUUACACGGCCCAGGGGGAGCCCUUCCCCAACAACCUGGACAAGCUGUGCAGCCCCAACGUGACCGACUUCCCGCCCUUCCACGCCAACGGCACGGAGAAGGCCCGGCUGGUGGAGCUGUAUCGCAUCAUCGCGUACCUGGGCGCCUCCCUGGGCAACAUCACGCGGGACCAGAAGGUCCUCAACCCCUACGCCCACGGCCUGCACAGCAAGCUGAACGCCACGGCUGAUGUCCUGCGGGGCCUGCUCAGCAACGUGCUCUGCCGCUUGUGCAGCAAGUACCACGUGAGCCAUGUGGAUGUGACCUACGGCCCUGACACCUCGGGCAAGGACAUCUUCCAGAAGAAGAAGCUGGGCUGUCAGCUCCUGGGGAAGUACAAGCAGGUCAUUGCCGUGCUGGCUCAGGCCUUCUAGACGGGAGGUCUUAGAUAGUAGGGGACUCUCCAACUGUGGCCGUGGCCCAGAGCACCGCCAGACCUGAGUGGGGGCCCCUGGCAGACCCCAGGGGGGGUUCCUGGCCGGUCCACUCCCCUCCAGGGUGGGCCGCCACGAUGCCGAGCAGAGCUAGAACUCCCAGAGGCAGAGUCUAUAUGUGGUGCCAACUAGAAAGGAAGGUGCCCCUUCUUCUGGGAGACUGCAGCCAGGCACGGGCUGGGUUUUGGCCCCCGACUUGUCCCCUCGGCCAGGGUCUUUGUGAGCAAACUGCACAAGUUGUCUUUGGCGACCCUGACCACGGGACAAGACAGCAGGGGUUGGGGGCACUAACCCGCAUCCCCCUACACACAAGCAGAAUGACCACCAUCAGUGCCUUGGCUGACCUUAAACGGUCUGGUUGGAGCUCAGGCAGCCCGGAGGGGCUGGGAUCCGGAAGGACCCUUGGCUCCUACAGGUAUGGUGAGUUGGAACGGGAGCUGUGGUUUGAGAUGCUGCCUUACUUGGGUGAGACUGGGGAAUUCAGGCCUACAGCUCUCAGGUGGAAGGUUCCAGAAGGAGGCCACUUGGCCCUCCAGGCUCUUGGGAAGGCAGAGAGAGGCCACAUGCAGGCCAGGGAAGGAAGAGAGGCCCUUGAAAGGCUUGGCGGGCUCCCCUUCCUUGAGCCCAAAGUCUGUCCUGCCAUCCUUGCUGGCUGCGGGGUUUAGGGCCUGGACCUGGAGGUGGGGUGUGUGGGGGCGGGCAGGUUGGAAAGUCAGGCGAGGAGGUUCUGAGGGGAUCCAGAGUCUUGUGGGCGAGGGUGUGCGGAUGGAGUAAGUCAGAGUGGCAGCUCCCAUCUGAGGCCCACUGAGGCCCCGUGAGGUCACAUAGAGGUAUGCCAGGGGCACCAGAGGCCAUCCGUCACUGGUCCCUGGGGCAGGGGGAUGGUGGCAGUUGGGGUCAGGGUCUCAGGAAGCCUGAGAGCCGAGAGCGCCAUGUGCCUGACUCAGCAUGAUUGUCUAUUUAUUUUGAUGCCCUAUUUAUAUUAACUUAUUGGUGCUUCAGAUGGCAAAAUUUCACCCCCCUUUCCCUGCUCCCCUUUCUCCAACGGAAAUACUAUGACGGCUCCUCCUAUGGGAGCUGGGGGCCAGGCCUUCGCAGGACCUGGUCUGGAAGUCAAAGAUGUUACAAGGUAGGGUGAGCCUUACGGGUGAAGCUCAGAGAAGGGUUAGGAGCUGAGAGCACUGGUCAGUCUGGGUGGGUGGCGGGCAGGGGACCCGACGGCAACCCCCACUGCAACUGUGACUGGCUCUGGGGGCCGUCAUGUUCCUUGGCUCCAAGGGGCUCAUUUAACACUGCGUUCUCGGUGCUCCUGGGACUGUGCUGCUGGAGGCAACCUUCACGGCGGAGACAAAGCCCUGGGCAAGACAAGCUGCCGCUGUUUCUUUUGCCCUGGCCACCUCUAGACCAGCAGUCGAGCGGCCCCAGAACCGUCCUGACCAGCACCCAGUGAGAGGCGCCUUCUCUGGUGGCCGGAACACCCGCAGAGGGCGAGGGGGCCUGGCUGCCUCUCGGGAAGCCGGGGCGGCCCCGGGGAGGAGGCCCCUGCUCAGGGGAGGAGGACGAGGAGGCCCCGGGACGCAGACCAGGAAGCUGUGGUCCCUCCUGCCCCACCUCCCCCCACACCCCCACCCAUGUCUGGGUUCCCAGGCAGGGAACCCGAUCCUGUUCCUUUGUGCCGGGGCCAGGCGCGCUGAGCAACGCCCUCCGGUCUGGGAGCUGGGGCAGCUGCUAAGAUCAGGGUUCUGGCUUCUUCUCAAACCCUGAGUGGGGCGGCAAGCCUUGCCGUUCAGCCAGCGCGAUUAUGGUACUUUUGCACUCACUUUGCACCUCUCUGUCACCUCUAAGCACUUUACCUGUGCCCAGUGCCCCUCGGGAUGGCAAGGUGGGCAGGCGGCAGGCAGGACCCAAGACCCGGGGUUGGGGUUGGGGUUGGAGGUGGGAGUUGCCCGUCCCACUGGCAAGACUUUUGCGGCGGGUGGCAGAGCAGACCACGUGUUUUCCAACACCGUUUUAACGAGGGUCACCUCCAGCCUUGUCCAGGAUCUCAGCCUGUUGUCCCCCCUAUCACUCUGCUCCUCCUGUGAAUGUUGUUCGAACGGCUUGGGGCCACCUGGCCUCCCGUCAUCUCAUCACCCCUGGACACAGACUCCCGGCGCCGGGCAGCCUCUGAGGCUCCGGGGACCAGCAAUUCACCCCACUCCCACCCCUCCCCAGGCCCGGCCCCGGCUCUGCCUCUCACCUGCCCCCACCCCAGCCUCAGUGUUCUUUGCAGACCCCAUCUAGCAGAUGGGCACCCACUUUGCACAGCAUCUCUGAAUUUUGGAGCCUUUGUAUGGGAAAAGCUUGGCAGGGCAGGAAGCUGUCCACUUCCUCCUUUAUUUCAUCUGCUGGUUUUGCCCUGCACCUGUAUCCUGGGUCACGACCCCAGCCCGCAGAGGAGAGGGCAGCAGGUGGGACUGUCAUUUUUUUUUUUUUUUUUUUUUUGCAGUUGACUGAAAGAAUGGUAUUGGGGACCUUAUUUAUUUAAAAAAGAAAUUUAAAAUGAGAAAGCACCACUAUUUAUUUGUCCCUCCUCCUCCUUGCCUUUGUCCCCCUCUUCUUGUCCCCUCCCUGGGGACGUGCCCCCAGAUAGAAGUCCAGCUCUACCCUGGGGCUCUCCACAAUAGACAUUGCGCGUGGGGCUGGAGGCCAGAAUCAAGCGAGAAAUUAGCUUCCCUUCAGAUGGUACAGAUGCCUUUUACUUCUGGAUCCCCCCCACCUCCCCACAUCCCCGCCCCCCGACCCCAUACCUGGGCAUCGCUCCCAUCCACACAGUGAGCUCUGCGUGUCCUUCCCUGCUUCCCUCCCUCCUUUCUGCUGGAAAGGACUUGGCCUUGGGGGACAAAUUCCUCUUUGAUGAAUGUACCCUGUGGGAAUGUUUCAUACUGACAGAUUAUUUUUAUUUAUUCAAUGUCCAUAUUUAAAAUAUUUAUUUUUUAUACUGAAGGAAUACUUUUUUUUUAAAGAAAAAAAGAGAAAUUAAUAAAGAAUCUGCU